GCUGACGUCAGACGGCAGCAGCCAUGGCCGGCAGCGGGGAGCGGUCGCCGCUGCUGCCGGGCGGCGGGUCGGAGGAGGGCGGCGGGGUCGCGGGCGGGGGCUCGGGGUCUGGGCCCGGUCCCGCUCCCGGUCCGGGCCCCGGUCUCGGCCUCGGACUCGCCGCCCCGCCCUACGUGCACGUCCCGAAGCCGGGAGGUUUCCCGGAGUUUUCCGAAACUCCCACUCCUGCCCCCGCAGUCCUGCCCGGUGAGGACCCACCACCCUACUCCCCGAUGACCAGCCCAGAGAGCGGCAGCACCCCGAUGAUCAACUGCAGAGUCUGUCAGUCCCUCAUCAACGUCGAGGGCAAAAUGCAGCAGCACGUGGUGAAGUGUGGAGUGUGCAAUGAAGCCACGCCCAUAAAGAAUGCACCUGUGGGGAAGAAGUACGUCCGGUGCCCCUGCAACUGUCUCCUCAUCUGUAAAGUCACCUCGCAGAGGAUCGCUUGUCCCCGACCUUACUGUAAACGGAUUAUCAACCUGGGGCCUGUACGUCCAGGACCCAGCAGCCCAGAACCAGAUGCCCAGCCGCCUGGAGUCCGAGUUAUCUGUGGGCACUGCAAGCACACCUUCCUGUGGAGGGAGUUCACGGACCGGACCCUGGCCCGGUGUCCUCACUGCCGCCAUGUAUCUUCGAUAGGGCGGAGGUAUCCCCGCAAAAGGUGCCUUUGGAUAUUCAGCCUUGGACUUGUGCUUGCUGUCAUAUCAGCCAUAGUUGCAGUGACGACAUGGAAAAAUGCAAAGCAUUACCAUGGGAUCUACGCUGCCUGGGCAGUGACCAUAACCCUGAGUGUCUGCUGCAUGGCACGAGCCUGCUACUGGGCCUGUAUGAGGGUCAGUCACCCCAUUCAGAACUUCUCCUGACCAGCAGACGAUCUGGCACCCGGGAAUCAGAGGGAAAACUGCACAUUCGAGAUGGAGCCACUUAAUGCACUGAGCUGGAGUGAUGGACCCCUGGGACCACCCAUCGAUUCUCCAGGAGGGGCCUGAGUCUGUCCACCCCCUCACUACCCCGUGUCCAGUAACCCCCUCACUACCCCCCCAACCCCCAUGUCCAGUAACCCCCUCACUACCCCCGUGUCCAGUAACCCCCUCACUACUCCCCCAACCCCUGUGUCCAGUAACCCCCUCACUACCCCCCCAACCCCUGUGUCCAGUAACUCCCUCACUACCCCGUGUCCAGUAACCCCCUCACUACCCCCCCCAACUCCCGUGUCUGGUAACUCCCUCAUUACCCUGUGUCCAGUAACCCCCUCACUACCCCCCCCCCCAACUCCCGUGUCUGGUAACUCCCUCAUUACCCUGUGUCCAGUAACCCCCUCACUACCCCCCCCCCAACCCCCGUGUCCGGUAACUCCCUCACUAACCCCGCUGCCCCCGUGUCCGGUAACCCCCUCACUACCUCCCCCAACCCCCGUGUCUGGUAACUCCCUCACUAACCCCGCUGCCCCCGUGUCCGGUAACUCCCUCACUAACCCCUGUGUCCAGUAACCCCCUCACUACACCCCCCCCUCCCCCACCGUGUCCGGUAACUCCCUCACUAACCCCGCUGCCCGUGUCCAGUAACUCCCUCAGUAUCCCCCUGCAUCCAGUAACUCCCUCACUACCCCCCCCAUGACCAGUAACUCCCUCACUGACCCCCGUGUCCACUAACUCUCUCACUAGCCCGUGUCCAGUAACUUGCUCACUACCCCCACCC
Messenger RNA from Pristis pectinata (smalltooth sawfish), 1737 nucleotides. It is a transcript of the gene pip4p1a, whose product is annotated as phosphatidylinositol-4,5-bisphosphate 4-phosphatase 1a. Gene Ontology annotation, biological process: phosphatidylinositol dephosphorylation. The coding region runs from base 24 to 902 and encodes 292 amino acids. Lineage: Eukaryota; Metazoa; Chordata; Chondrichthyes; Rhinopristiformes; Pristidae. Gene Ontology annotation, cellular component: phagocytic vesicle membrane; late endosome membrane; lysosomal membrane. Gene Ontology annotation, molecular function: phosphatidylinositol-4,5-bisphosphate 4-phosphatase activity. The transcript has 7 exons. The record is from RefSeq and is a predicted model, not a curated record.